Molecule: messenger RNA, 1083 nt
Organism: Aspergillus versicolor CBS 583.65
Lineage: Eukaryota; Fungi; Ascomycota; Eurotiomycetes; Eurotiales; Aspergillaceae
Exons: 4
Coding region: 1-1083 (360 amino acids)
Source: RefSeq, a predicted model, not a curated record
AUGCCCCCUUUAAAAGGUAGCCUGUCUCCCCGCGUCCUCCACAUUCGUCGAUCGGACGAAGCCGAUUCUCAUAUUCUUCUUUACGUUUCAUGCUCCGACUCAACCGGGGAGUUGACUAUAAUAGCGACGGAGGGAGAAUUUCCUUACACCGCAACUUGGAGCGAUGAUGAGUGGCAGUAUACUGUCUUUUAUGUCCUCGGCCUGCAGGGCGAGACGACACAAACAACAGAGCUUAUCGCGGGCAUCGAAGCAUCAGCCACCAUAAUUGACUCUGGGGACGGCAAUAAGGGGCUAGUGAUCUCCGUGAGGAAGAGAAUACAGACUAUCACACAAAAAUUAGGAUCCUUAAGCCUCCAACAGAACGACGAACAGGGUAUCGAGCUAUUUGAAUGGUCAAACCUUGCCAUUACCAGGGCGGAUAUCUUCGAGCAGCGCUUCAAUUUAUUGCUCGAUCGCUUCCGUGCGGCCGAGGAUACAAUAGCUUUGUUGAACAAGCAGUUGGAGGAGUUCAUCAGCUUAAAAACAGAACAUGACCAACAACUUAUAUCUGAUUUUGCGCAGUUGUUGAAUGAAAAGAAAUUGAAGAUCCGCAAUCAGCAACGCCUACUUGCGUCCGCCCAAGUUGACACCCAGAAAAUAUCUACAAUGCAGACGGCUCUUGCAACAGGCGAUCCGAGGCCAAGGGUGAAGGGACGGAGACCAAAACGUCCCGCAGGAACGACACAAGAUGAACCUGACGGUGAUGGUGGAUUUGGGAAAAUGGAAACCGAUAAACCGAAACAACAACUCGACAAUGUUGUGGACGAGGAAACGGACGAAGGAACAUCGACCCCCCAGCCACUUGAAGAUGAUGAUAAUGCAAUAUCGGAUGAUGAGAAGAUCGUCUCGAGUGCUAGAGGACCACAGCAAAGAAAUCGAAGAAUUCAUGGGCUUCAUGAACAGGUUGUAGCGAAAUCACCACCGCCAAGGAGAGAGCUGCCCUUUUCAAGAAGGACAGAAAAACAGCCGACCCUCACACGACCCUCUCCGGUGCGACAAAGUCCGGAUGAAACAGGAGGGACGACAGAUGAUGAUGAACUAUAA